CCGGAGCGCUGCAGGUGGGUGCGGAGCCGCCCCGGGGUGGGGCAGCCACGGCAGCGCCUUUAAAAGCGGGGCUGAGCCGGGCUGCCCUGGACCUGCCCUGGACUGAGCCGCCCACCGAGCCCCGGAGCCCGCAGUCUCUCCGCAGCCAUGAAGGCGAUGGUGUAUGUUGGCCUCCUCCUCGCCAUCGCGGCGACCGCCUGCCUGAGCCAGCCCGUGGCGGAGGCGCCGGGGCCUGCGGGGGACCCCCACCAUCUCCCCGCCAGCCUGGUCCGGCGGGACUGGCCCGAGUCCCUGUCCCAGGAGCAGAAGCACCUCAUCUCCCGGUUCCUGCCCCACAUCUUCACAGAGCUGAGCAACCGCAAAGGCUAUGUGCACGGCGACGAGGGGACAGAGGCCCUGCAUGACCACUAUUACCCCGACUGGAUGGACUUCGGCCGCCGCAGCGCCGAGAACUUGGCCAAUGCCGUGUAGCCGCCGCGCUGGCCCCGCCGUGCAGAGCACCAGCACGCUCGGUGCAUGCAUCUGCCUGCAAUAAAGC
Phalacrocorax carbo (great cormorant) is the source of this 538-nucleotide messenger RNA. The record is from RefSeq and is a predicted model, not a curated record. Lineage: Eukaryota; Metazoa; Chordata; Aves; Suliformes; Phalacrocoracidae.